AUGGAAAAGGAUAAUCCAACCCUUUCCAAGAAUGCCUAUUUCACGAAGGAGAUCCCUUUCCACAAGGGCAAAGCUUUAUUAGCUGAAGAUUCCCUUGUCCGCCACCCACCUUCCAAGUACCCAUAUUUCCCAAGGCACAUCUUCCCUGUUCGGAUAAAGAAAUCCAGUACCAUCGGUUGCUGCAGAGCUUAUCAAUCCUCAGGUCCUGUAAGAUACACUCCAAAGAAAUAUUCCCUUGGCAGAGAAAAUCAAAAUUCUCAACAUACAAAGAGUUCCAAGGAAAAAGCAAUUGAUCGUUCUUCAGAUUCAAGUUUUUCGAAAGCUACAUUUUCGCAUGACAGAACAGUAACACACAGAUUAUCAAAUGCGAAUGAUGGGUCUCAAUAUCAGUUUUCCAGUGUCGAGAGAAUCUCUGAUGCUGAAACUAUGAACUCAAGCAAUAUGAUUGGAGGUAUGGUGGAAUUUUCAGAUCUUGAUGAUGACACUAGUCAUGAUCAGGAAGUCAUGGAUCAUCAUCUCAUAGAUGAGGCUGAACAACAUAAUGGACAAUUUAACAUAUCCGAUGAUAAUGGUGUCUUUGAGAAGGAUGCAACGCAUGCUGGUAAAACUAAGCAAGAUGCUGAAAAAAUGGCAGUCGAAGUUCUUGCAACAAGGUUUGAAUAUCUUCAUGGGGCAGCUUCCAAUCUAUUUAACCUGGGUCUUAUAUCUUGGACCUUUUGGUUAAACUAA
Molecule: messenger RNA, 729 nt
Organism: Magnolia sinica
Lineage: Eukaryota; Viridiplantae; Streptophyta; Magnoliopsida; Magnoliales; Magnoliaceae
Exons: 4
Coding region: 1-729 (242 amino acids)
Source: RefSeq, a predicted model, not a curated record